AUCACACCUCUCAAACAAGUUUGUCCAGACGCCUCAGAGAUCCUCUCCCAUAGCUUCGUGUACGCAUCAAUCCAUGGAGUUGCCGAGGCGCAUGACGUUGUUUCCUCCACGCACUCGGAGGAAGAACAAGCACCUUUACAUUAAAUCUGGAAGGAGCCAUGACAUACAAAGAGAGGUGGACGCAAUAUUCUUUGUCCGACGCCAUACAGCCAUUCCAGUGCCUACAGUCGUCGAAAGCCACAUCCAAGGAUCUCGCGGUUGGUUUACUAUGCAUGCCAUCGAAGGGGAACCUUUAUCUACGGCAUGGGACAGCAUGGGCGAAGAUGCAAAGACAACGGCUCAAAACGAGAUUCGCGAUUACAUUCGACAACUACGUGCACUUCAAGCACCAAACCCUGGUUAUAUCGGAUCUUGUAUGGGUGGGGAAGUACUUGAUCAUCGCCUGAACAAUGGUAUGCCAUGCGGUCCUUUCGGCUCAGUAUCGGAGUUCAAUGACUUUCUCGUGGCUCCAAUCCUAAGAUGCCCUAAGCCUGAACUAGCGACGUUAUAUCGACAAAAACUCUCGAACGAUUACAAAAUCACCUUCUCUCAUGCGGAUCUAAGCGACGAAAACAUACUUGUUGAACCGGCGUCAGGGCAUGUCACUGGAAUUAUCGAUUGGGAGAUGGCUGGCUGGCGGCCUGCAUUCUGGGAGUACACUAAAUCGUUAUUCGGAGACAGACUCAGCCUUCGUUGGAAAUGUGUGAUGGACCAUGUCCUAGAACCUUAUCCAACCGAAUUACAGGUCGAAGAUAUCCUUCAACAAUUCUAGCUUAAUGGAAAUGCAACUACACGCCUAAACGUCCUCUUCCCGAAGCCAAUACCUUAGUGCAGCAUCACUAUAUGUGUCGUCCACAAAUCCUUCUUCCCGAAGCGAUGCUAAAGCUUGCAGACUCCAGUCUUGGCAAUUCCACCCCGAUGAUUCAUCCUUCGAGAUAGGAACAGCCUUUAAGAGUUCCUUGAAACGCUCAUAGCGCGCUACAGGAACAGCACCAAUCUCGACCUCGGCCUUGAUACUUCCGGGUGCGUGAGGGACAACUUUCUCCUCUCCCUCAUAGUAGAAUGCCCCUGGCAUUCCAUGAAGCUGUAAAACAGAACCAUCACCACGCUCAGUCCCCGUUUGGAGGAAGAAAGCCCAAUGGUAUGGUCUGUCUUUCUUUUGGUCGUCGAAAAUUUGGGGUCGUCUAGAGGUAACGAUGUGAAGUGAAUAGCUCAUGAUUUUAUCUUUUGGUAUAACUGCCGGAUC
Molecule: messenger RNA, 1285 nt
Organism: Pseudovirgaria hyperparasitica
Lineage: Eukaryota; Fungi; Ascomycota; Dothideomycetes; Acrospermales; Acrospermaceae
Exons: 1
Coding region: 74-811 (245 amino acids)
Source: RefSeq, a predicted model, not a curated record